CCCUUGCCCCUUUCCCACAAUUUCACUUCACCGGAGAAACAGAACAAAACCCCCGUCCCUCCUCGCCAAAACCCCACCCCAAAAUCUUCUCACAAACCAGACAUCAUAAUGUCGAGCCUUUCCCCUUCUUCCACCCUCACCGGGCCCCUCCUUCCCCCGUCUGUCGAACAAAUGAUCCAAAGAAUCUGCGCAGAGCAAUGCCAAACGCCGCCGGACGGUGCGGUCCGAUGGCAGCUCGAUCAGCUCGGCGAAGAAGCCUCACUCGACAUACUCAGGAAGUUCUCCACCCAAAGUGUAAGAAAAAGUCUGAGCGCUGACAUUGUUUUCAUGGCCAAGAACGCUCGUAGUCGAGGAACUGGAAAUCUCUCUCCUUCGAAACGAAGUGCUGUUAGUAUUAGCCCUAGUCCCGUUGGUUCACCGAAUGGUUUUAGUCCUCACUCACCAAUCGCAAAGCGUGCGCUAUUGGCGCCUUCUACGAAUUUGGGGACAGCAAGCAUUGGGGAAAAUAAUCCCCUGAUGGCCCUAUAUGACCUGGAGUUCAGGAAAGCAUUCUUGAUACUGAGUUACGCUGGGAGGAGGAAGCUGGAGGAGCUCAUAACAGUAGAUCACAUUAUGAUGCUCAAAGAUCUUCCAAUGAGGGAUUUUGAGACGGAAGUAUGGGAUGCCGUUGGUAAGAACAACAUCAAUAAAGAGGACCGGAUACAGUAUCUGGACUGGGAUUCUAGAAAGACUCAUCUAUACCACUGUCAUGUUCAUCAAGAUGGCAGUUAUGCUUUCAAGGGACCAUAUUUGGGCAACACGAGAACUCACCUGCAGAGGAAGUUAGGUGAUGACAACGUUUUAAUUGUGAAGUUUGUGGAAGAGGCCUCCGAAUGUACUAAUAAGAUGGUUGGCUCAAGUUAUUAUGAUGCUGUAUUGAAUACGAUGGCCAAACAAGGAAUUCUCAUUGGCCUGAGGCGCUAUCGGUUUUUUGUGUUUAAAGAUGGAGGCAAAGAAGAGAAGAAGAAAAACCAAACUUCAUCGUCUGUUAAAUGCAUCUUUGUACGAUUCGAGUCUCUUGCCCCUUGCGAGGAGAGAGAACCAUAUAUUUUGGCAAACAAAUCAGUCUAUGAAGCGAGGUCUCUUUUCAUGCAUGCAAACAUGGUCCCUACAAUGGCGAAAUAUAUGGCUAGGUUUUCCCUUAUUUUAUCUACAACCAUAAAGCUUCAAGUUGAUCUUGCUUCCGUAACAAUUGAAAGAAUUGAAGAUACUCCUUGCCGUGAUGAAAAUGAAUGUAUUGUCCGUGAUGAAGAGGGAGAACGCCUCAUACAUACCGAUGGAACUGGCUUUAUUUCAGAAGAUUUAGCUUUGAAGAUUCCCAAAGAUUUUUCUAGAGCUAAGUACAUAAAGGAUGGAAAUUUUGAGAGAUUUCUCGAUCAUGUUAACUGUGAGGAGAAAUCACCAGAACUGGAAGGGUCCGAAGCUCAUACUAGGGAACCGCCUUUGCUGAUGCAGGUUCGUUUGUUCCGCAAUGGGCUUGCCGUCAAGGGAACUCUUCUUCUCAAUAAAAAGCUUCAAAACACAAUUCAAAUUAGGCCCUCGAUGAUUAAGGUUGAACCUGAUCCGAGACUUAUAAAUGCACAAUCUUUUAACUCCCUGGAGAUUGUUGCAGUCAGCCAUAAACCGAAGAGAGCUUUUCUGUCGAAAAACUUGAUUGCACUUCUUAGCUAUGGAGGAGUCCCUGAAGAGUUUUUUCUAAAAAUCCUGGAAAAUGAGUUGAAGGAUACUGGGAGUGCUUACUCCGAAACGCGUGCCGCAUUAAGAGCUGCCUUGAACCAUGGAGAAAGAGAUGACGAUUUUACUUUGGCAAGAAUGAUCUUAUCUGGAGUUCCUCUAAACGAACCAUACCUGCAGUAUCGUCUAUGUGACUUGGCAAAGGAUGAAAGAAAGGCGCUAAAAGGCGGCAAGCUUCCUGUUACAGAAAGCUUCUACUUAAUGGGCACGACGGAUCCAACUGGAAAAUUAAAGAGCCAUCAAGUUUGUGUCAUCCUAGACAAUGGUCAAAUUUCGGGAGAAUUGUUAGUCUACCGCAACCCUGGUCUUCAUUUUGGAGACAUUCAUCGUUUGGAAGCUGUUUAUGUGAAAGAGUUGGAAGAGACUGUUGGAAAUGCCAAGUACGCCAUAUUCUUUUCAACCAAGGGUGAGAGAUCUGUAGCUAAUGAAAUUGCAAAUGGCGAUUUUGAUGGGGACACGUACUGGAUCUCUAGGAACCCUGAGCUGUUGGAAAGUUUCAAAGUGAGUGAACCUUGGAGGCGUAUCUAUUCCACACCAAGCGUUCGUAGUAAAAUGCCAAACGAGCUUUCCGAGGAGGAGUUAGAACACGAGCUCUUUAAGUUGUUCAAAAAAACCAGGUUUCAACAGAGUAACUCUAUGGGUGUGGCUGCUGAUAGUUGGACUGCAUUUAUGGACCGACUUCUUAUUCUGGGGGACAGUUGUGCUGAGGAGACAGAACGAAUGAAAGUGACAAUGCAUCAAUUGGUAGAUACAUACUAUGAUGCUUUAGAUGCUCCGAAAAGUGGAAAAAAGGUGGUAAUUCCAGAUGAAUUGAAGGCGGAAAAGUUUCCCCACUACAUGGGAAGGGCAAACAGCUACCACUCCACUUCUGUUUUAGGACUUAUUUACGACACUGUAGAAAAGUUCUUGCAAUCCGAAGAUCUUCCAGCGAAUGAUGUAGAAAUCUUGAAAUUACCCUUUUUCGAUGUUCCACUCUCAAAGGACAGCUGGAUGUUGUGGGGCAAGAGGUAUGAGGACUACAGAAACGAGAUGUCGGCGGCUGUGAAGUUGGAAGACGAAGAUGCAAAGAACGUGGCCGCAAACGCAGUGACAAACAAUUUCAAACAGUUGCUCUAUCGUGCCCCGGAGUUUGAAGAAAGCAAGAGGGAUGUUGAAGAAAUAUACAGAGACGCCCUUGCGAUUUACAAUGUCGUUUAUGAAUAUGCAGAGAAAGUUGGAGAUAUCGGUAGAUGCAGAUUUGCUUGGAAAGUGGCCGGCCCGGCCCUCUUGAAACUCUAUCUCCUGAAGAAUACUGAAACUGAGAAGGUGAAAAAUCCUUUUCUUUGUUCACCAACUGUCCUGCAGAAGUUAUUCAAGUGAAGAACUGUAUCUGGUUGAGGUUGAUGUAUAUAUGUCUAUGCAUGUACAUAACAAUGUAAUUUUGUUUGUGUUGUAUGUAUAUUUUACGAGAAUGUAACUGCUAGAAGUCAGUCCAAAUAGAAUAGGCCAGCUCGCACUGAUCCAACAAGUCCAAGUCCAGAGCAUCUUCAUCUUUGUAAACUACUCCUAUUAUUUAACUGCAUUACUCCCCUACAGGUGGUUAAGGAUGAAGCUCGAAUCAA
Molecule: messenger RNA, 3374 nt
Organism: Rhododendron vialii
Lineage: Eukaryota; Viridiplantae; Streptophyta; Magnoliopsida; Ericales; Ericaceae
Product: probable RNA-dependent RNA polymerase 5
Exons: 19
Coding region: 109-3132 (1007 amino acids)
Biological process (GO): siRNA processing
Cellular component (GO): nuclear RNA-directed RNA polymerase complex
Molecular function (GO): RNA-directed RNA polymerase activity
Source: RefSeq, a predicted model, not a curated record